AUGAUCAAGCACGCAACUUUGUUACUCGUCUCAGCGAUGGUUUGGACCUUGGUGCUCUCAAGGCCUUAUCUUGGAUUCGGCUUGGGUCUCGGCCUCGGUGGUCUCAGAGGUCUCGGUGGAUAUAACGGCUACGGCGGCUACGGAGGCUACGGCGGCUACGGAGGCUACGGGGGCUACGGGGGCUACGGAGGUUACGGAGACUACGGCAACCGGGGCUACGACUAUAUCAUAGUUAGUGGCACGUGGUAUCAGAUCGAGACCGGUGUGACGUUAUUGUUUGAUAACAUCGCGAGUGCAGCGACAUCGGAGGCCAGCAUGCACUGCCACCAUGCGAGGCGCCCCCGCCCCGCACCCCGCACCUCCGCUGAACCGUCACCCACCGUCGGCACUGGCAAUGAAUGCAACUUAUUACCGAUUCAAUAG
Spodoptera exigua (beet armyworm) is the source of this 423-nucleotide messenger RNA. The record is from the annotation of a GenBank genome assembly. NCBI's taxonomy places the organism in Eukaryota, Metazoa, Arthropoda, Insecta, Lepidoptera, Noctuidae.